Molecule: messenger RNA, 2203 nt
Organism: Zea mays
Lineage: Eukaryota; Viridiplantae; Streptophyta; Magnoliopsida; Poales; Poaceae
Exons: 2
Coding region: 75-1994 (639 amino acids)
Biological process (GO): L-arginine catabolic process; spermidine biosynthetic process
Molecular function (GO): arginine decarboxylase activity
Source: RefSeq, a predicted model, not a curated record
AAACCACACACACCACAGCACUAAAGUCUAUUCAUCUCUGGCUCCCCAAAUUCAGCUGAGCACUUUUUCCCAUCAUGGAUAAGAACUACGGUGAACUCUACAACAUCCUCGGAUGGGGUGAGGAGUACUUCGCGGUGAACACGGAGGGGCACCUCAGCGUGAAGCCUUUCGGCCGCUGGACGGAGCCCGGGCAGGAGAUCGACGUGCACUCGGUCAUCGUGGAAGCUCUAGCGACCCAACCCAACGACAGCACCAGCAAAUCUCAGUUCCCCAUGAUCCUUCGCUUCCCCGACGUGCUCAAGAACCGUAUCGAGACGCUCCAUAACGCAUUCAACAGCGCCAUGGAGUCCACCGGGUACACGUCCAGGUACCAAGGCGUGUUCCCGAUCAAGGUGAACCAGAACAAGCACGUCGUGCAGGACAUGGUUAGGUUCGGCCAGCAAUGGAACUAUGGGCUCGAGGCUGGCUCCAAGCCAGAACUGCUCAUCGCCAUGAGCUGCCUCCCCGUCACCGAAGCCGAGCCCAAGCCGUACUUGAUCUGCAACGGCUACAAGGACGCGGACUACAUCGCGCUCGCGCUCUCGGCGCGGGCCAUGGGCCUGAACCCCAUCAUCGUGCUCGAGAUGGAGGAGGAGCUUGCCAUCGUCCUCGACCAGUACAGGAAGCUGCAGCAGAAGCUGCCAGACGACGAUGCCGUGCGCAAGAAGUUCGAGCCGAUCAUCGGCAUCCGCGCCAAGCUUCUCACCAAGCUACCAGGCCACUUCGGUUCGACGGCCGGCAAGCACGGCAAGUUCGGGAUGCUCGCCGACCAGAUCUACGAGGUGGCCGAGACGCUCGGCAAGGAGGGCAAGUUGCACUGGCUCCAGCUGCUGCACUUCCACAUCGGCUCCAUGAUCCCGACGACGGGGAAAGUGUACGACGCGGUGAGCGAGGCCGCUGGCAUCUACUGCAACCUGGUGAACGAGCACGGCGCCAAGUGGUUGGCCACGCUGGACUGCGGCGGCGGGCUCGGGGUCGACUACGACGGGACCCGUUCAGGCGACUCCGACAUGUCGGUGGCGUACGGGAUACAGGAGUACGCCUCCGCCGUCGUGCAGGCGGUGCGGCUCAAGUGCGACUACAACGGCGUCGCGCACCCGGUCGUGUGCACCGAGAGCGGGCGCGCCAUGGCGUCGCACCACUCCAUGAUCAUCCUCGAGACGCUCUCGGCGAUCCCGGAGCCGCAGGACGAGGACACCUCCGAGCAGCUGUUGAACAGGAUCCAGGACCUAUCUUACAAGCAGCCGAGAGCUCCGGUUGGCGGCGCCACGGCGGCCGUUUACUCUCACGCCGCAGACCUCAAGAAGCACGGCAUCGAGAUGUACAAGCUUGGCAAGAAGCUCGGCAAGAGGGUCGUCGCCGAUGCCAACACCGUCUAUAACUACCACAUGAACCUCUCCGUCUUCUCGCUGUUGCCUGACUUCUGGGGCAUAGGGCAGCUCUUCCCGAUGAUGCCGGUGAGCCGCCUCAACGAGGAGCCGACUCUCAAGGGCACGCUGGUGGACAUCACCUGCGACAGUGACGGGAAGAUCGAGAACUUCAUCAGCCGCGAAAACACAUUGCCGCUGCACCUGUUCGAGCCGAGCCUCGGUGGCUACUACGUGGCCGUACUCGUCUCCGGGGCGUACCAGGAGGCCAUUGCUGGCAAGCACAACCUGUUCAGUGGCCCAACCCUCGUUCGUGUCAAUAGUAGCACUACAAAAGAUGGCGGCUUCGAGAUUGAACGCGUUGACCUGGGCCCAGCUGCGGAUGAGAUCAUCGGCAGCAUGAGGUACAGCGUCGAGGAAGACAUUAUCACCGUCAUCGAGAAGAAAGCCAAGGGGACAGAAGAAGAAGAACGUGUGUGGGCGUGGGAGAUGGUGGAGCCACUCAUGACCAAAGCGCUCACCACCAUGCCCUACCUCAACGAAUACAAGGUCCCUGAACCUGAACCUGAACCUGAACCCAUCCCUUGAACUUCUGCACUGCAGAGUCUCCGGAUUUGGCUGCGACUGCGAUCAUAUAUACAAUAAGAACUGCCUGGUUGAUGAUGGAUAAGCAGAUAACGAAAGCAGCCUACGUAUGUAUGUUUCCCUUUUUUGAGUUUACCCUGCUCGCUUGCAUCUUGUUAUUGUACGUGUUAUCCAAUAAAUAAAACAAGCUUCACUGGUGUGUUUAAUUGCUA